CCUUGUGAACUGUCAUGAUCUCCAGCACAUGUAAAUGAAUAAUCAGUCACUGGUUACCACUCUUUUAUGUGUCUGCAGGUGUAAUAUAUGCAGACAGAAUUGCUUUAAUACACGCUGAGAUUGGACAAUUCUCGGUGAAAUCGCAGAGUUUCAGACGCCGAGUUUCUGAUCAGGAAAAGCGGUAAAAAUGAAGGUGCUUUUGGGGGUGGUUUUGCUGAUUGCUGUCCUCACGGCCUACAUGUGGAGAGAUACGUUUGACCCAGGGUCCAUUCGAGGGGCCCGAGUGUUGAUCACAGGAGCCAGUUCAGGCAUCGGGGAGCAGAUGGCCUACCAUUAUGCAAAGUUUGGAGCUGAAAUCGUCAUCACUGCCAGACGAUUGGAUGCUUUAAAAAAGGUUGCCCAGAAUUGUGAGAAACUGGGUGCUAAGAAAAUGAUGUAUGUGACCGGAGACAUGUCUGACCCCUCUGACCCCGAGAGAGUCCUCAAAUACGUCGUGGAGAAAUUAGGCGGUCUGGAUUUUCUAGUGUUGAAUCAUGUUGGAAACACUAACGUGGGGCUGUGGAACAGAGAUGCCGAUCAUGUCAGGUCACUCAUGCAGGUGAAUUUUGUGAGUUACGUGCAGAUGGCGGGAGCAGCUUUACCUGUGCUGGAAACAUCCGGCGGCUCCAUCAUUGUAGUUUCCUCACUGGCAGGAAAGAUAGCGACUCCAUUUGUGACUCCGUACUCGUCUACUAAGUUUGCGAUGAAUGGGUUCUUCGGAGCGUUGCAGAAGGAAUUGGCCAUCCAGAAGAGCAAUGUGUCUGUGUCCAUCCAGAUCCUCGGCCUCAUCGACACAGAAUCAGCCCUGAGGAAGAUCAGAGGAUACACCACCAUGACGGCUUAUCCUGCCAGUGAAGCAGCUCUGAGCAUCAUCAAAGCCGGAGCGACCCGUCAGAAAGUGGCUUUUUACCCCUGGUUCCACUAUUUGACCUGCCUGAUCAAUGAUAUCUUCCCCUUUUUGACAGAUUUGCUGUCAGGCCUCAGGUGGGACUGAAAGGAUAAUGCAUGGGUUAAUUCAUUUCAGACAUCAUGAAUAUGGUUUCUUAUUAGUGCCUAAGAACAAAUGUAGAGAUGAGUGAAUGAACGCUAUACACACAUGCACAUGAGCUGUUUACAGGGUUCCCACGUUUUUUGAAAGUACUUGAAUUUCAGACAUGUGGAUUCAUAGACUGGAAAGUACUUAAAUGUGCUGUAUGCAAGUUUUAGACUGUUCAAAAUCAUAAAAAUACCAUAAUAUGUUUGCAGAUAUUUCAGAAACAUGCUAAGUGAACAUUCUUGUUUAUUUGAAAAACAAUGCUAAAGUCAGAUAUUCAGCAUUGAAAAUGUGUUUUCAGUGCUGGAACGCUGUCUUUGGGCAGGUUAAAAGAACCAAAACAAUGCCAGUUUAGCCAGUUAUAUUUCAGUACCUCGGGUUGCCUUGCUGGAAAACCGCUUAUUUCAUUCAUUCAUGCAGGAAGGCUCUCAAAUUAUGCAUCCGUGACCGAAAUGAGAUCUCUAGUGGACAGUAGCAGACUCCGAAAUGAGACGCGGAUUCAGAGUCCCACAUGAAAUCAUUAGUUAGCAAAUAAUAUAAAUAUUCCGAAUGUAAACAUUAGUGUCCUAACAACACGAUAUGUGAUGAGAUUUGCAGUAAGCAAUUUGGCUGUUUGCACCAGACGAAACACAACAGAAACAGCCAUUCAGAAGCACAGAACAUGCAAUCACUCACAAAAUGGUAAGGUUUAUAAGCUAUUUAAUACAUAUUAACCCUCUUUAACAUUAUUAAAUGUAGAUGCUGAAUCACUGAUAUGUGUCGUUUACUCACAGCUCUAAAGUUUAAUUUCAAUCGGUUUAUUUUAUUUUCAAGAUCUUAGGUGAACUAUUUGCUGCUGCUUUCAGUAGUAUGGCACUAAAUGUCAUGUAAAAUGGCGUUCAAACUCACAUUAUUAGCAUUUAACACUGAAUACAGCACAUGAGGUGUACCUGAAAUGAUCACUGUCAGUUUUCUGUUGUUCAACUGUGAGAAAUAGAAGCCGUUUCUAAUAUCAAUUCAAGGUGUUGGUUUGGACAAAAACUCCUGUUAAUACGGAAAAUAUUUCUUCUAUACGGUGCCGUUGCUUUUAUAUAGAACACGACUUAAAUCAGCCUUGUUGUUCCUCAAUCUGGCAACCUGCGCUUGCGUUUGUUUUGAUCCAGGAAUGCAAUAUUGAAAGCUAGUUCAGCCACUGAAUGUCAAACUUACAUACUGCACCUUUAAAAACAAACACAUGUCCGUGAAAAUGCUUGAAUAAAAUUUGAAAUAACA
This is a messenger RNA of Danio aesculapii, 2323 nucleotides long. It is a transcript of the gene hsd11b1lb, whose product is annotated as hydroxysteroid (11-beta) dehydrogenase 1-like b. The coding region runs from base 188 to 1033 and encodes 281 amino acids. The transcript has 7 exons. NCBI's taxonomy places the organism in Eukaryota, Metazoa, Chordata, Actinopteri, Cypriniformes, Danionidae. Gene Ontology annotation, molecular function: oxidoreductase activity. The record is from RefSeq and is a predicted model, not a curated record. Gene Ontology annotation, cellular component: intracellular membrane-bounded organelle.